UUGUGCAGUUUUUGCGCGAGUUCUCGCGGUAGCAUUUGCCGUCGCUGUCAAAACAAAAGACAAUUUUCUUCGUGAUACAUCGAUAAUUGAAUAAGUAUUCAAAAUCAAAAGUUAAAGCGGUAAUUAUUCAAUCAGGUGUCGAAUUUCAAAUAUGCUCAAUUGCCACCGGAAUUUGAUUGCUGUACGAACGUUGGUUACGGCCGUAAGACAACUCAGCGGAAACCAGCUGGACGACCCAAAGCUAGCACAUAUCAAAGAGCAAAUCGAGGAGGACAAGAAAAAACUCCAAUGGCAAGUUCCGUUUAGCGAACGGCCUGAUAUAUUCAAGAGCACGUUCAAGCUUUUUGAGAUGCCCAAUCGUAAUUCGGAGCUGCUGGAAGUGAUGCAGCAGCCAGUAGAUGUAUCUCCAGCUGGGAUCAAGAAAUGGUGGACUAACCGUCGAACGAAAAUCGACGCGUUUAUGCAGAAGUUUAUUCCGGAAAGACACGCCAUGCUGGGAGAGGAUUUGGCUACCGCUCAUUUCGUUGUUCAUCGUGGGGGAUCUGUCAGAUUUAGAGGUGAGCAGCGAUGGGUCAAAAUGGAUGAUAAGGAGGAGUACGAUCUACCGAAACAUUACGUCCCGAACAUGGUGCUCGAAGAGGUCAAGUGCGACAACAUGACCCUCUAUUACGAAGGUUUGGAAAACAUUCGCCGAUUGGGCUGCUUAAAGCACCUCUCAUUUCGUGGAGUAGCCAAUUUCGACGACUGGUUCUUGGAUCGCGUUUCGGGUUCGGGAUUUCCGUCACUGGAAGUGCUUGAUCUGCGGGGAACGGCCGUCACCGAAAAGGGUCUACACUGCCUGUAUCGGUUACCAAGUCUGAAGACGCUUCUGCUUGAUGAUUCCGAGCGAGACAUUAUGUGGAAGCUGACGGUGGCCCUCCUGGAGGAAUGGAACCCAAAAAUGGAAGUGAAAACCGAAUAACAAACAACAAUAUAUAGCUGGUAAUAAUUAAAUAGUUUCGAACAACUGAAGAA
This is a messenger RNA of Wyeomyia smithii (pitcher-plant mosquito), 1014 nucleotides long. Its product is annotated as distal membrane-arm assembly complex protein 2. The record is from RefSeq and is a predicted model, not a curated record. The transcript is spliced from 2 exons. The coding region runs from base 152 to 961 and encodes 269 amino acids. Lineage: Eukaryota; Metazoa; Arthropoda; Insecta; Diptera; Culicidae.